AUGGAACAGAAUCUGAGUUGCAACAUACAAGACUGUGGUGUCCAGCUUACAACACACGCAGUGGUAACUUGCCCGGUCUGCACACAAUCUCUGAACGCGUCUGAGGUAUGCGAACAACUUCUUCAACCCUCCGAAGAAUGGAAGUCGGUAGCGCUCAGCGGCCUGAGUCCGACUGUCGUCAUGGAGUGCGCUGGAAGGGCCUUGGGCUUCUGGUCUUACCAGAUGACGAACCAGAUCUCAUACCAACUACGGAAACACAGCAAGCUGAAGGAAUACUGUGCCGAGCUGCAGGGCGAGAUUGAGAACAUCUGGGGUCAGGCCAAUCAGAGAAUCAUAACUCUGACAACCAAGAUACGAGAUAUGGAACGAGAAGAGCACUCGUUGAAACGACAAUGCGAAGGGCUUCGCCUUGCCCUCGAGAGCCGAAGCAGAGAACUUGCACAAUUCCAGGAGCUCUACAGCAAACUCAAGCAGCGAGUUCUGCAUGGUCAAGCGCAAGAGGUCCCGCCUAGUGUUUUGAGAAGCCGGACGCCUAUACGAGCACCCGGCGCUGCACCCGAAUCUCACAACCGAACACAACCACAGCUUGGCCGUCCCACGAUGCCGGCUAGCGUCAGAACGGAGAUACCCAAUUACUUCCCAGCCAGCCCUGGAUUCCCAGAAACUCAGCCCAGAUCAGAAGCUCUGGUGGAAUGGAAUACACCAGAAAUUCCUCAGCGUAGGCAUUAG
This is a messenger RNA of Thermothelomyces thermophilus ATCC 42464, 729 nucleotides long. RefSeq lists its product as uncharacterized. Gene Ontology annotation, biological process: reciprocal meiotic recombination. Gene Ontology annotation, molecular function: ubiquitin protein ligase activity. The transcript is spliced from 4 exons. Gene Ontology annotation, cellular component: synaptonemal complex. The record is from RefSeq and is a predicted model, not a curated record. Lineage: Eukaryota; Fungi; Ascomycota; Sordariomycetes; Sordariales; Chaetomiaceae. The coding region runs from base 1 to 729 and encodes 242 amino acids.